AUGUUUAACGAAAAAUCGAAAUCAUUUGUGACUCCAUCGGAGGGUCGAUUGUUCGAGCACCAUGACUUAAGCACUCCAAUAAGCACAAAUGAACCUUCGUUUAUCUCGACGGCAGAUGGCAAUAACUCUCGAAUUGUUAUAGCGAUCAAUGGACAAUUCCCGGGUCCACAGAUUACGGCGCACGAGAAUCAGACUUUGGUCAUUCACGUCCGAAACCUGAUGGACGCAGACACUACUACCAUACAUUUUCAUGGUAUGCAUCAGAAAGGCACCACCUAUUCCGACGGCGUCGCGUUCGUAUCACAAUGUCCGAUAGAACAAAAUCAGACCUUCACCUACACGUUCAAAGCUAAGCCGCAUGGUACCAACUUCUAUCGCGCCCACAGCAGUCAACAGAGGUCUAUGGGACUGUAUGGACCCCUCAUCGUCCAACCUAAACAAGAACUUCCUUCGACAACAAUUGAAGAACUCGUGGCGGUGCUUCAGGACUGGAACCACGACGAUGAUUAUGCCACAUUAUAUCAAUCGAACCCAAUGUUUGUGUUCCAUUCUGGUCUAGUGAAUGGGAAAGGCCGCUACUACCAGGAUAGUGAUACACACAAUCAGGCUCCGUUGACACAGUUUGAAGUCAUUAGGAACGAAUGGUAUACUUUCAGGGUUAUCAGCGCAGCUACCUUUUUCCCUUUUCUUGUUUAUGUUACUGGCCAUCGUAAUCUCACGCUUACCGCAUCGGACGGUUAUGCGAUUAAGGAAAUCGUUGUGAACGCCUUCAUUAUCAACCCUGGAGAGAGAUAUGAUUUCAAGAUAUUUACAAAUCAGCCUAAUGAUAAUUACAUGUUUGUAGCUAGGACACUAGAAAAAGACCAAUUCCACGUAGCGGAGGCUAUAAUUCACUAUCGAAAUGCAGUGGUUAAUUUGAAUCCAGAUAAACCUGCAUCACUUAGUUGUUCCACGGAAAUGAAAUGUAAGAUAUUCAACUGUCCUUACCUUAGUUCUACCAAUGGUGACGAAGAAUGCUUAACGUAUAAUGAUGCACAGACAAAUGACUUCAAUUCAAAACCAGAGGAGGUUGCUACCAUCGAUCACGAAUACUUCUUUAACUUUGCUUUUCCAAAUUCUUCUAAUGCCAUUCCCCACGCAUCAGUGAAUGGCCGUCGGUUUGAAAUACCUACUGCGCCGUUGUAUUCACAACCAGAUGAACUUAACUCAAGCUGCAACAUUCUCUGUCCAACUGACUUUGCCGACAAUAACCUCUGUUCUUGCACAUACACACAGGAAAUUGAGAACGGAAAGGUAUACCAGUUCACAUUAACCAACCUGGGGAACGGAAAAGGAUGGUCACACCCAGUACAUUUACACGGACAUUCAUUCUAUGUCAUGAAGAUGGGUUUUGGCAAGUUUGAUUCAAAUGGAGUUCUAGUCGAUUUGACAACUGACAUUUCCUGUGAGAUUGGAUCGAAAGGAUAUUGUAACAGACCUGUCUGGGCUAAUACUACCUCGAAAGGAGGUAACAUCCCUGGAAUCGUCCUCAACAACAACGCACAGAAAGACACCAUAAUCGUCCCUAGUGGUGGCUACGUCGUCACCAGGUUCAAGGCAGACAACCCAGGGGCCUGGUUUUUCCAUUGUGAUAUCGGCGUCCACAGUGAAAACGGAAUGGGGAUGGUGAUUAUUGAAUCGCCGGAAAAGUAUCCCGACAUACCAAAUGAUUUCCCCGUCUGUGAAAACAGUCUCAAUAAGGCUGGUUUAUCACCAAGCUUGGACUGGAUGCUGUACUGGAUAACAGUCACUGGGAUCAUCAGUAAGUUGGUGCUGAUGUAGAAGAAAACGGAAUCGACUGCCAGUCUUUUGAUCCUAUGACUCGAAACUGUUAUUAUUAAGAAGUCUUCAUCUCUCGAUUUUCUCUGCUGUCAGUUCCUGUCAAAAUUGUCAGCUUAAAUUAUGCCACUG
This is a messenger RNA of Pecten maximus, 1950 nucleotides long. RefSeq names its product laccase-2-like. The coding region runs from base 1 to 1821 and encodes 606 amino acids. NCBI's taxonomy places the organism in Eukaryota, Metazoa, Mollusca, Bivalvia, Pectinida, Pectinidae. Gene Ontology annotation, biological process: iron ion transport. The transcript has 2 exons. The record is from RefSeq and is a predicted model, not a curated record. Gene Ontology annotation, molecular function: oxidoreductase activity; copper ion binding. Gene Ontology annotation, cellular component: plasma membrane.